AUGUCUGUUAUUUUGGGCAAAGCGCUCAGUGCUGAAGAAGCAGCUGCCCUGCCGUUCAAAGAACAAUGUUUGAAGUGGCACAAUGAAUUCCGUAAGAAACAUCAGGUCGGUCCUGUGACGUGGAGUGAGGAGCUGGCCAACGGAGCAAAAAGUUGGGCCGAUUAUUUGGCAGAAAACAAGACAUUUGAACACGCGCCAAACUUGCAGCCAGGAGAGAAUCUCUAUCUGUCGGGCAAACCACCACCUAAAGAGCCUUGUACCGAGGCUACAAAACUGUUUUAUGGAGAGGUUACAAAUUAUGAUUUCAACAAACCAGGAUUUUCAAAGAACACAGGACACUUCACUCAGCUCGUGUGGAAAAAUACCAAAGUGAUCGGAGCAGCUUACGCUACCGGGACAGAUGGCUUUGUGGUCGUGGUGGUUCGCUAUUCUCCUGCUGGGAAUUUCAACAACGAUUACAGAGAGAACGUUUUUCCUGAGCGCAAGGAUUCGGGUGGUGUCGAUCAAACGCGAUCUUCUUUGUUUUUCAUCAGUUUUGCGAUCAUUGCUUUGAAUGUCUUUUUCUAA
Orbicella faveolata is the source of this 567-nucleotide messenger RNA. RefSeq names its product Golgi-associated plant pathogenesis-related protein 1-like. The record is from RefSeq and is a predicted model, not a curated record. NCBI's taxonomy places the organism in Eukaryota, Metazoa, Cnidaria, Anthozoa, Scleractinia, Merulinidae. Gene Ontology annotation, cellular component: extracellular region.